AUGGCGGCCGACGUUGCAGCUCCGGCUGGGAGCGAGGCAGCUCGAUGGAAGUACAUUGAGACAAUCCGCAAAGUCGCGGGGCCGUAUACCGAUCCCAAUGCCGCUUCAGAACAAAACAUGCAGAUGUUUAGCACCUUCAAAGUCCUAGUCAUUGGUGCCGGCGGCCUAGGAUGUGAAAUCUUAAAGAACCUCGCCAUGUCCCAAUUCAAGGACAUUCAUGUUAUAGAUAUGGACACAAUCGACAUCUCCAACCUCAACAGACAGUUUCUCUUCCGCCAGUCCGACGUGGGCAAGUACAAGGCUGAGGUAGCCGCGCGCUUCGUCGAGCAGCGCGUCAAGGGCGUGCGCAUCACCGCCCACAACGCCCGCAUCCAGGACUUUGACGCCAGCUUCUACCAGCAGUUCCAGCUCGUCGUCUGCGGGCUCGACAGCAUCGAGGCGCGCCGCUGGAUCAACGCCACGCUCGUGUCCAUUGCCGAGGAGGCCGGCGACGCCGACGGCAUCAAGCCCCUCGUCGACGGCGGCACAGAGGGCUUCAAGGGCCAGGCCCGCGUCGUCCUGCCCACCAUCACCUCGUGCGUCGAGUGCCAGCUCGACAUGCACGCCCCGCGCGCUGCCGUCCCGCUCUGCACCAUUGCCUCGAUACCGCGCCAGCCCGAGCACUGCGUCGAGUGGGCGCACGUCAUCGCUUGGGACCAGGACAAGCCCUUUCCCCAGCUCGACAAGGACGACCCGGCCCACGUCACAUGGCUCUACGAAAAGGCGCUCGCCCGCGCGCGCGAGUUUGGCAUCGCCGGCGUCACGUACGCCCUCACCCAGGGCACCAUCAAGAACAUCAUCCCCGCCAUCGCCUCCACCAACGCCAUCGUCGCCGCCGCCUGCUGCAACGAGGCCUUCAAGAUUGCCACCGCGUCGGCGCCCUGCCUCGGCUUCGAGAGCAACUACAUGAUGUACUCGGGCGACGACGGCAUCUACACCUACACCUUCAAGCACGAGAAAAAGGACGACUGUCCCGUCUGCGGCAACGAGGCCCGGCCCCUCUACGUCGACCCCCGCCUCCCGCUGCAGGACCUGCUCGACUCGCUCGCCGUCCGGCCCGAGGCCCAGCUCAAGCGGCCCUCGAUCCGGGCCGAGGGGAAGACGCUGUACAUGCAAUUUCCCCAGAGCCUUGAGAGGCAGACGCGGCCAAACCUGGAAAAGACGAUUGCGGAGCUGGGGCUGGAAAAUGGCCAGCAGGUCGUCGUCACGGACCCCGCGUAUCCGCUGGAAUUCAACUAUUUCCUCAAGUUUACGGCAUAG
This is a messenger RNA of Akanthomyces muscarius, 1299 nucleotides long. RefSeq lists its product as uncharacterized. Gene Ontology annotation, cellular component: nucleus; cytoplasm. The record is from RefSeq and is a predicted model, not a curated record. The coding region runs from base 1 to 1299 and encodes 432 amino acids. NCBI's taxonomy places the organism in Eukaryota, Fungi, Ascomycota, Sordariomycetes, Hypocreales, Cordycipitaceae. The transcript is spliced from 5 exons. Gene Ontology annotation, biological process: protein neddylation. Gene Ontology annotation, molecular function: NEDD8 activating enzyme activity.